Molecule: messenger RNA, 888 nt
Organism: Vicia faba (fava bean)
Lineage: Eukaryota; Viridiplantae; Streptophyta; Magnoliopsida; Fabales; Fabaceae
Source: the annotation of a GenBank genome assembly
AUGGACCCAAAUUCACACUCCAUCUUUUCCGGUAACACCUCCUCCUCUGCCAUAGACCCAAUGUUCUCCACCUUCACCCUCCAAUCUCUUCUCAAUUUCAACCCUUCCUUCUUCACCGACAACUUCCACGCCAUAACCGACCACCCUCAUCAACUCCCCAGCCUCCCCCGAUCCCUCACUGAUCAAACUCCAUACCUUAACGACAACAAAAACGCUCUCAUAGUCCCCAAAACCGAACAUCCUCUUAAUCUUCCUCCAUUACAACAUUAUCUCCCACUUCAACAACAACCCUUCAACUUCUUCCCCCAAUACUAUCCACCCUUUGAAACUUUCCACCAUCUCCCUCAACUCCAUUCCCCUGAACAUUCCAACACAAAACGCCUCCGCCACCCGGAAACAACUCCACCACAACAGAAACAACCUCACUUUGUCCGUGGAAAAUCUCCUUCUUUGAUUCCUCAGAGCAAGUUAGCAAGACAGAGAAGACAAACUCUAAGCGAGAAAACACGCUGUUUGCAGAAACUAAUGCCAUGGGAUAAGAAAAUGGACCAAGCUACCCUUUUCGAAGAAGCUUACAAAUAUGUUCAGUUUUUGCAGGCACAGAUCUCUGCUCUUCAAUCAAUGCCUUCUCAUUCAACCACCACCACCACCUACAGAGGCGGCGGAAAUGGUGUUUUUGGUGAGCUGAAGAAGCUGAACAGAAAGCAGGCUUUGCAGGUUCUGGUAAACUCACCGGUUGCACAAACAAAGCUUUGUUCACAGGGUUACUGUGUUUACUCCAUGGAACAAAUCUCUGUGCUCAGAAAAUCUUCAGAGAGAAGACAAGAAGAACAACAGCAGCAGAAUAUGUCUGAUAAUGCUUCUUCUUCCAACACUUUCUUCCACUAA